This is a messenger RNA of Mytilinidion resinicola, 1080 nucleotides long. RefSeq lists its product as uncharacterized. The record is from RefSeq and is a predicted model, not a curated record. The coding region runs from base 38 to 955 and encodes 305 amino acids. NCBI's taxonomy places the organism in Eukaryota, Fungi, Ascomycota, Dothideomycetes, Mytilinidiales, Mytilinidiaceae. The transcript has a single exon.
CCUCGACUCCCGUCUCAUAAGAUCUGACGUCGCCGUCAUGUUCGGAGGUCGCUGUGGAGGUGUCAUCCAUGUCACGAUCGAACAGCAAAUCCGGAUGCUAGACAAAGCGGCGCCUCCAAAGCGAUCAUUACGGCGCCGGGAGCUAUCACGACCGCCGAAACCUGGUUCCAGACUCCCAUUCCUCGGAAAACGACGCAAGCAGCAGCGUCAGACGGGUCCACUGUUUUCGCGACUCCCUGCAGAGCUCCGAAUCAUGAUCUUCAGCUACGUCUUCCACGAUCCCAACGAUGUCGUCCAUGUUCUGUGGAUGCGAAAGAGUCUCGCCCACAUACGAUGCCAGAUUCCGGAGCAUGCGCAUGGCCGUAAUAUAGGCCGUGAUAUAAGCCGUGAAUGUGUGGACUACGCUUGUGGUCCAUCAGACGGACUCUACCAUCCUUUGCAUUACGGCUGGAAAGGGACUUCGAGAACCGAGAUUGCCCUCCUGCAGACAUGCCGACAGGUCUACGGGGAGGCGAUUAAUCUCCUCUACUCAACUGCUACUUUCGACUUCACAUCCGCUCGAUCGUUCAUGUACUUUGAACGCGCUAUUCUUCCACAGCGCCUUGACGCCAUAACGUCGCUGCAGAUAUAUUGGUUCUCCUAUGGGCUGCCAACUCGAGACGAUCGCGAAAUCAUUCAGAUCGAGUACCUACCUACGCAUUGGGACCCUAUGUGUCGGACUAUUGUUACCAUGAAGGGAUUGCGGAGCUUCAUUUUGCUGCUUCACGGCUUCGACAGUUUAGAUGACUCGCAUCAGGACCUUUUAUUAGAGCCGUUGGAGGACUUGAGGGGUUUGAAAGAGUGCAGGAUCCAAGCAGUGUACGAUAACAAGCACAUCUACUGCCAGGACAAUGGGAUUACACGGCUGUCGUCUCUGGGUAAGAGAAUUAUGGCGCAGGCCACCCUGACACGCUAGGGUAGGGAGUAUUUCAUAGCCUUGUCACGUAGAAUCGUAUAUCAACUUGCUGGCAAGCUAGAUUUCAAGAAGUACCCUGAGUAGAGAGUUCGAUGAUUUGCUCUCGCAAUCGGAGUUUAUCGCUA